Molecule: messenger RNA, 2358 nt
Organism: Actinia tenebrosa (Australian red waratah sea anemone)
Lineage: Eukaryota; Metazoa; Cnidaria; Anthozoa; Actiniaria; Actiniidae
Molecular function (GO): calcium ion binding
Source: RefSeq, a predicted model, not a curated record
GGCAUGCAUGAGCGCGGCAAAAUAUUAAAUUGCCUCGCUCACAUGCCGGCCCGCGUCACUUUUUCCAGUGAUUACCACAUUCAAAUUACACUCUACUCUCGUCUCCGCUCAUUCCUCGCCCAUCACUUGAGGUGCAAACAAUUGUUCUAUUAGCUCUUCCACAGCAGCUGUAGUGCUCUAACAAAAAUGGCUUUUCGCCAAAGAAUUCGCAAAAUGAGAAAGGACAUCCGUGAUGUUAAAGAAGACAGAAAGGCUUUAGUCCACAAGGAGCUUUUCGUGUUGGACAACUCGCUUCGUGAGAGCACCGUAGGGCAGCUCCGAGGACAUACCAUCGAAAAUAAAUGGAAGAUAUAUAAUGAGAUCAAAAAGGUUGGCUUCAAGGAAAUGAUCGUGGCGUCGUUUUCGCACAUGACUCGUUUGGGUGACACAUUUAUUCGUCAACUAGCAGAGAAAGGUGAAGACUUCAGUAAACUUUGGGCCUUCAGUGAGUUCCUUGAAUCCAUUGACAGAAACCGAGUGCCGAAUACUAAAGCUAUUCCAGUUGGUCUGAGGAAGUGCAAAGAGCUGGGCCUGCGCAACGUGAUCAUCGAGUUCGAUCUGGUCUACAAGGGAAUCGAUUACGACAAAUUCACCGUGGAGCAAAUCUGUCAGCUUUGUUCUGAUAGAAUGAAAUGGGCCCGUGAGAAUCUCGCUGCAGAUGCUCGCAUCCUCUUCAACCUUCGGGAUUUCUCGGACGCCAUGAUAAAGGAACCAGAGCGCCAGUUUAAAGUGGUUAAUUAUCUGUCGUCCCUCCCUCAAAACGAACGACCCUUUGGCUUGAUUUACGAAGAAUCGGGAAAAUACCUUCCUGAAGAGCUUGGUGCGUGGACGGCUGCCGUUCGUGCGGAGAUGGACGACUGUGGGUUUCAUGAAGGACAUCUUCUUGUACAUGUGCAUGAGCAAUGGGGCCUGUGUGUGUCGACGCAACUGGAAUGCAUUGCUAACGGUGCAAACGGUGUCUGGGCCAGCCUCUGUGAAGAGGGAGCAGCAAUGGGCCACUGCAGUUCAACCAUGACCCUCAUGAAUUUGAUUCGCCUUGGUAAUAAGCGUGUUCUUAAGCAGUACAACUGCGUGAAGCUUCGCGAGGCCGCAAUUAACGUCCAAACAAUCACCACUGGGAAGCCACCACACCCAAAACAACCCGUCUACGGUGAACGCGCUCUCGAUAUGGUCUUUGGGAUGCCGAAUUUCCAACCAGAUAAGAAGGACUUCAACAUGGCCGAGUUCUUUGGCGAGAAACCAGUCAUGAGGAUGACUACAUUGGCCUCGCCGCCGAUGAUUGUUUCCAGGCUCAAGACCCUGUUUGGAGAUGACCCACAGUUUACURAAGAAAGGGCCCACAGAAUGAAGGAAGUGAUGUUAGAAGAUCUGCAUAAGAACAGAAAAGAGGAGUAUAUGAGCGCCGUGGGUCUGGCACUGUUAUUUGACCGCUCUGGUGGCAAACUUACUGAAAAGAUGAGUGAAGUGAUAGCCAGUAACAAACCAAAGGAUAUCCACGCACAAGAGGUGAUUGCAGAGGUACGCGCCAUGUGGGAUGAGUGGGACCUUAGAGAUGGAGUCAAGGAUGACCAACUUGAAUUCGACGCGUUCUACAACGGCUUCAUGGCCCCGUACUUUGGUUGCUACCGUUGUGAGGAGACCACGAAGGCCUUGGGAGCCAUCGAUAUGGAUUCCGAUGGCACAGUGGAUUGGAAUGAGUUCGCAUUGUAUCUAAAGUGGGCUAUGCGUCAGUACCCAAACAUCGCGGACGCCGAAGAGCUCCUCUCUACUGCCUUUCGUAAAGGGUUGAUUCCAGCCAUGCAAGACGAAGUUCUGAAACAGUAGUAAAGCCACCAAGGAUGGUAGGCAGGUCGGUGAUAGUAAUAUCACUUUGAAUUUCAGACAACUUCAAAUAAUUGCAACCAAGACUUAAGAAUGGAAAUUCAAAGUUAAGCGAUAAAUCUAAGUUAAUCUUUAAUGCAUCGUAAUUUUGAUCGGGUACAGCAUUAAUUUGAUUCUACUUUGUAAUCUAAUAUAGUCUAAUGCGUUUACCACUACGGGUGGUCGGCUUAAUGCCUAACAGGUAAGGCAGCUGAUAGAUCGAAUUAGAAUUUGAAUUAUUAGUCCGGUAAAACCUGGAAUGUAUGAACAGUUAAUUGUUUACAGCGUGGUAAAGUCAGUAAAGCUUAUAAGUCCGUUUUCUUAGAUCCAUUCUUGCUGCUUUAAGAGCUGAUAUUCCGAGUGAAACUCCGCAACUCUAUCUGAAAAUGAUAAAGAAGCCAUGUUAAUUUAGGGUAAAAACCUGUUUAUUACUAGUAAAUAAAGGUUCAUUCGAAUCUA